AUGGCUUUGAGCAUCUCAUUCCCCGCUGAGAAGUUAAUUCGGAUGGGACAAAUGAAUGAUGCAUCUGAGGUAUUGGAGGCAAUCUUAAGACGCAUGCAUGAUUCAUACACUUAUCGUGCUGACUACCAUGCUGAAUCUCACGAGCACAAUUGUAGUGGCUCAUGGGAUUGUGCAAACAAGGAUUGCAUUGCACACACUAUAUUUGGUGCAGACGUCCAUGAAAGGAUGAUCUGCUACAGUUGUGGGUUAGAGUCUAGACAACAAAAAUAUACAUCAUUUCUCCAUUAUAUCAAUGAUUGUUCACUUAAUUAUGCAAUGAGGAUCUGUCCAGGCAAUCCAUUUGAUGAUAUUUUGAAGGCUGUGAUGAUGGAUGUCCACAGAACUUGUGAUCCUGAUGUGGGUGGCUGUGGAAAAUCAAAUCAUAUGAGCCACAGUCUCUCUAGUUCCCCUCAUGUUUUCACAGUUGCUUUGGGAUGGCAGACUGGAAAUGGGAGUGUGAGGGACAUGCUACCUCAUAUUUUGGCUGCCCUUGGGACAGAGAUAGAUUUGGGCGUUAUCUACCCUGGUGCAAGUCGACGGAGCAAACACUCCCUGGUGUCAAUGGCUUGCUUCUACAGCCAGCGCUAUAUCUGUUUUGCUAUCGAUGGCGAGCACUGGGUCCUGUAUGAUGACCAGACUGCUGAGGUUGUUGGUGAUUGGAUUCAAGUGCUCAGUAUGUGCGAGGAAAAGGAAAUGCAACCUCUGCUUCUUUUCUUCGAAGCUGCAAAUUGA
Messenger RNA from Triticum turgidum subsp. durum (durum wheat), 771 nucleotides. The record is from the annotation of a GenBank genome assembly. NCBI's taxonomy places the organism in Eukaryota, Viridiplantae, Streptophyta, Magnoliopsida, Poales, Poaceae.